UGUCUAUCCUGAUCCAGAGAUUGCUUGCAUGUGUUCCUGCUGUUUCGGCAGAUGUCCGAAACAAGAGGCUCCCGGCCCGCCCGCUGCCCGAAUGCCAAAGGCUGCAAGGUGAUGGAAGCCAUCGACAGCGAGAUCGGCUGAUGGCUGGAGCACAAAGAUGCUCUAGAUUUCAGGUGCUCUUGUGUUUGCUGAUCACGCUUGCCAUCGUUCCACUUGGAAUUUUCUGGUCCAUGACCAGAACCGGCAUGGCGAAACUGACUCGCAUAGCGGACACCGACGCAGGGGCUAGCAGUGUGGCUGAUGCGGACUGGACACUGAACCCGACACAUUUCUCUCAGUCGGACCGGCCAUUUUUCUUAUUAUGGAGCCACGAUUUUGACCUUCGAGAUGACACGAAUUUUAUUUUGGACUUUGCUGCAGGGUUGACGUUGCUGGAUCACCGGGUGGUGUUGGAAAGCCCCGUGGAUGGAGAAGCAUUGAAGAAUUUGGAUCCAAAACACGACUUUGGUGCAAGGGUCAAUCAUCGUCUGAAGAAGAUCCUAACAGGCCAGAAGAGCAACUUGUGGGAUGUGAUGCUUGAUGCCGAGCUUCCUCAUUGUAUCAUUUUCUUCUCCAGUGCAUGGAUCCCAUUCUUCCUUCAGCUUUCACAAGAGCAUCCAGGUGUUCAAUUGGUGUGGUACUUCUACCGUCCACACAUGUGCGGCCUCACUUCUCAGACUCAAACGGAGAGGAGUCAGAUAGGAGAAGGUAUGGCCAAGGCUGAUUGGGUGGUGUUUUUGAAUCAGGAGGAUCAAUUAGAUUGGUCACAUGAUAAGCUUGGUAACUACCGAGUCUUUCACCCAUUCAUGCCAACAACGCUUGAACCGGCAGAUGUGAGAGAUGUGAGGCGAAAUGAACUCAGGCAAGAGCAGGGUUUGAAGCCCGAGGUGUUCUUGAUAAGCAUUGCUUUAGACUGUCCAAUUCCAGAGGAGGAAGUGGAUGUGUUUUCCACUGGCAUCAGCAAGAUGUUGACUGAGAAGUUUGGAUCUUCGUGGUUUGUGAUGGUCUUUGGGGAAGGAAAGGCUGAAAAGGCCAACUUUCUUUCAAAGGAUCCAAGGGAAGUUGUGAAGUACUUGGCUGCAGUGGACCUUCACAUCAGCCUGACACGGUCGGCUUUGGCACUUGACUCGCUGUACGCCCGAGCCUUGGGUGUCUCCGUCCUCAUGCGUGACACGUGGGACACAUCCGAAGCUGGGGAGCCGCGCACAGUCCGCUUGCCGCGCACAGUGACGCAAGAAACGCUGGAGAAGAGCUUGGCAGAGAUCCUCAACUUGACUGAUCGUGAGCUGAACUCCGUUCGAACCCAAGAUCGCUUGGCCGUGCAAACGCGGUCCGGCGAGACCGCGGCGGUACGUGUGGCACUCAUGUCGAGGAUGUUGCUGGAGUCCCGCGAGCCGGUCGAGAGGGGGUUAAGGAUUGGCAUCUACAUCCAGCUAUCAAAUCUGGGACUUUGGAAGCGGCUAAAGGCGUGUGUUCUAACCAUUUUGGAGGCGACGAUGGACGAGAACGCUCCCAACAGUACACGAAAGAGCACGGUGGAUGUGAUUCUUACAGUGACUGAAGAGCAUAAAUUCCUGCGGUUCUUUCUGCCAGCCUUGAGGCAGGCAGCACCACCGUCGUCAAGCUUGCGGCUCACGGCUUUGUCCUUUGCUGAAGCGCGUAGCGCUGACAAUGGCCUUUUUCUUCAGCAACUGCUGCUUGCACGAGACUUGCAAGUCGAUCACGAUCUAAUUUUGAAGCUGCACAGCAAAGAGGAGCCACGCCUCAGGGAGAUGAUCUUGGGCGAUCUUUGCGGAAGUGUUGAAGGUGUCCGUGCGGCCCUUGAGCAGUUCCAGAAAGACCAGAGACUUGGUAUGAUCGGUCCAACCAGCUUAACCUGGACCAAAGAGGGGUCAACAAAGCAUGUAGCAUUCAAUCUCGCCACAUCUGGCUUUGGCAAGACUGUGGUGAAGCGGUUCCAAAAUGCUUGGUCCCUGCUGAGCCCUCGAAAGCUUCCCCAUUCAAAAAAGUGGACGAUAGUUGCUGGAUCUAUGUACUGGGUGAGGGCGGGCCUUCUGCUAUGGAACAACAAUUUGCCCUCAAGUCGUAUUCCCAAAUUCUUGGACGCCUGCCCUGAACCAGCAUGCUCAGCCGGACUUGAACGACUCUUCCCCACCUUCAUCGCCGACACGAAGCACCGGGUUGUUGCUUUGAGCACUACGUGAUUCCACUGAGUUGGGCCACGGACCUCCUCGGAAGCCCGCGGCGCUACCGACCUGAUUCGACCGGUCGGUCCGUUUUGGACCCGGCAUCCAAAAAUGCCAAAUGUGAUGUGCGAAAGCUCCUGAAAGCUCCCGAAAGCCCUGAAUGGACCAGAAAACGUAGGCCGAACCAUACUGGUGCAAACCACUCUAGCGCUCAAGG
This is a messenger RNA of Durusdinium trenchii, 2442 nucleotides long. Lineage: Eukaryota; Dinophyceae; Suessiales; Symbiodiniaceae. The record is from the annotation of a GenBank genome assembly.